This is a messenger RNA of Actinia tenebrosa (Australian red waratah sea anemone), 1740 nucleotides long. RefSeq names its product galanin receptor type 1-like. The record is from RefSeq and is a predicted model, not a curated record. Gene Ontology annotation, biological process: G protein-coupled receptor signaling pathway. Lineage: Eukaryota; Metazoa; Cnidaria; Anthozoa; Actiniaria; Actiniidae. Gene Ontology annotation, molecular function: G protein-coupled receptor activity. Gene Ontology annotation, cellular component: membrane.
CAUGGUUUGAAUAGCAUGGUUCUACAGACGAAGGAAAAAGGACCAUUAUAGAGUAAUUGAUCUGCGGAGCGAGCCUAUCAACACGAAGAACAACGAGUCUUUAUAAAGAAGACGUUUUAUUGUUCUUCAUUAUUGAGCUUCUCCUUGCUUGGCGUCAGCUUCUCGACUAAACAUCAGGGAUAUUAUUAUUACUUUUGAUCAUGGCCGACAACAUUGCUUUGAAUCAGACUUAUAAACUUCUAGGUCACAAUACCUCGAUAGUUAACCAAACACUUGCCGCGAACACCAAGGAGAAGCACCCGUCUUUGUUUCAAGAGCCUCACGGAGUUAGGGUCAUUCGACUGGUCUUCCAAACUCUUAUGUUCCUUGUCGGCGUUCUUGGGAAUUUAUUGGUUUGUUUUGUGACUUCUCGUAAACGCGGACAAACGUCAACUGGAAAUCUCUUUAUCCUUUAUCUCGCCAUCGCCGACCUUGGGAUUCUUCUUGUAGACUUUCCUUUUGUUGUUGUGCGAUCGGAGUUCCCUUAUUCCUGGCCAUUUGGGAGGUUCAUGUGCCGGACAAUCUAUCCAUUUUUGGAUAUUUUUUACGGUGUCCAGAUCGGGUGCAUUACAGCUAUUGCCUUCCAUCGAUACAAGAUGCUCGUCCAUUGUACUAAGCCCCAGAUAACGCUGGAUCAAGCCAAGAAGAUAGUUUUCAUUAUUUGGUUUGUCUCGUUUAUCUUUAUCGUUGCUCCUUUAUUGUUUGUUAUGGACCUGGAUGUGAAACCUUGGAGGCGAGACUGUCGCCCACAUUGGCCAAACAUGCUCUCACUGCAGUUAUUUAGCGUCAUAUCGGCGCUAAUGUUUUACGUUAUACCUCUCACGGUCAUCCUAAUAACUUAUGUCAAAAUACGUACUUUAUUAAGGAACAAUACGAAAAGACAAGAAAGUUACCAAGGUUCCAGUUUUAGAGAAGGCAGUGCUUUUCGAAAGCAGUUCAAAGCAAGAGCAUCCCAGAACCGCCGUGCUGUGCAAAUCCUAACUCCAGUGGUUGUCAUAUUUGCCUUGACGAUGCUCCCAUUUACGAUCUUUCGCUUCGUGGCUGCCUACGACCCAAACAUCCUACAAACAUUCAAAUACGUGAGGCUGGUUUUCAAUAUAUGUAUUGUGUUGUUGAUGGUAAAUAGUUCAGUCAACCCCAUCAUUUAUAGCGUGAUCAACUCGGAAUUCAGAAGAGACUUUUCAAACCAUUUGAGGUGCAACGCUGAUAGCUGCUGCUCUGAUACUGGGGAAAACCUAACAACCGUGCAUAGAACAUCCUAUCCAAACCACCACAACAUUAACCGGCGCGACUCAGCUCCGUUACUGGGGCAACACGAGUUUUUAUGGCAGAAUGGAAAUCUCAAGAAAAACCGACAUAGGGGUUCUUUGAGAAGCUUGGACUCUGCCUUAAAAGAUAUGGAGUCGUCUAGUCAUAGUAACAACCAGAUACUAUUGGACAAGAAGAAAGAAGAUCUUGAGCCUAUGAAAGGUGUUUUGUUGAUUAAAGUCAAUCCAACAUAUGAAACAGGAGGUUUCUGAUGGAUAUCCAGUCAAAUAACUCAUCGUAAAUAAGGCAAUGCACGAUUUAAGGCAAUGAGCUACUGGCUGCAAAAAUCAAGUAAAAGUCAAAUGCAGGUGAUUUGGAAUCUAGGCUCGAAAUGCAAUGCAUUUCACAGCGAAAAUCUCCAAGUAUUUUAUAUUAUCCGUUGUCAAAAUGAAU